Messenger RNA from Amoebophrya sp. A25, 3385 nucleotides. Lineage: Eukaryota; Dinophyceae; Syndiniales; Amoebophryaceae. The record is from the annotation of a GenBank genome assembly.
CAGUGGUAGUACAAGAACAGCCAGCCAUGGUCGUUCAGGAGAAAAUGGGAGGGUUCGGCCCGAACCUGGUAAUGAGGCAGCAGGUCGGGGUGGCGGAAGUGGCCGAGGCACUAAUCUUAUGCUACAGGGAAGAACGCUAAAGCUAUAAAGGUUAGAGUUCUCUUCCGCGACACAGUGCUAUUCUUUGUCUAUGCAGAAAUAUUAUUUUCCAAAAUAACCAGUACGAGUUGCAAGUGUUCGAGCAGAAUGUGAUUGGACCUAGCACUAGGAUCGUCUUCAACUCCACAAAGGCCGCGCGCUCUCAAUGGUGGUACGAAAUACUUGAAGAACAACCGCGGUUUUCAAGAAACCAUAGUCUUUGAUGUCUUAUAACUUACUUCAAGGACAAGGACAACGGUCUAGUAGUUUACCUAACUUGGAUCUUCUAACAUUCGGUGUGGAAAUGGGCAAUACGUAUUCGAUUUUUUCUUUCGGGGCUGAUGGAAUGCAGAUUGGCGAUUAUGAAAUGUCGGAAGACAGCUCCUUGGCCGAGCGUUGUUUCUGCGAAGCGUGCAGGGAAAUCAAUUUGGACGUAGUGACGAGUGAUCACUCGUCGGCACCCAUGAUGCAGCAGUUGAAUAGCAACAAGAUACCGGUCGUCUCAUACCACAAGCCCUUCAAAUGCACGUGCUGCGCUUGUCCCUGUCUCUGCACAGAUGCGUGCAUGCCGCAAAUCGAGGUAAUUCUAAUUCAUCGACUUGAUCUUUGCUGCAUUCGUUUUAUCGAGGUUUUUAGUUCCGGAACUCAGAUACAAAUGACAAGAUUACCGAGAAUCAGGUCAAUAUUUAAAUUUGAUUAGCAAAAUUAUCGACGCUUAGAGCACGUAGAAAAAUAACAGUAACCGCCAGUUGCUCGUCAUAUUUCCUUUAACUAAUAUCUUCCUUCAAUGUUCAUCCAACCUCCGUCGAUGGAGAAACGCAUCAAACUUCCAUGUUGAUUUGUUCCGAACCUCAGCGAUUUUUCUGUCGAAAGCAUUCAAAAUAGAAUCAAUAAUUUCAGGUUCACGAUGGGGUUGACCGUAGGAGGCUAGGCCACGUUCAGGAUCACUGCCGGUGGUGCUCAUCCAUGCAAGUUGUCCACGGCCCCGAUGGCCUUGCCAAAUAUCGUGUGAAAGGUUCACAUUGUCAGUUUGGAGCCUGUUGCAGGUGCGGGGAUGCUGAAUAUUAUGGUGUAAACUGAGACUGUACAAGUGGAAAAUCAUCAUGAGCUUCCGGUGGCCUUCAUCCUGUCUUCGUAUUACCUGCAAUAAGUAUGUAUCUUGUCAGUCUUGUUCUAUCGGAUUCACAAUCUAAGAAAAUGAAGUCAUGGACCUGGCGAAUGAAGCACCAAUCGGGAAACUUACGAAGCAGUCUCCUCAGGACCUGGCAGGCUUCGCGAGAUCCUUGCUAGCAGAUGCGGAGACCUUCUCCAUUCGCAUGCCCAGCACUACUCCGGAACUCGACAUGAAGUUGCUCCUUGGUACCGAAGAGACAAAGUUGUUGAAUAGUGCUGCAUCGGGUAGCUGCUCCUGUAAUACCAAUGCAUAAACAUAUCUCACUUUUCCUCAUUAUUUUUUCGACAUUGACGUCGUUAUUUCUGGUUCUCGUGUGGUUCACGUCUUUCCCUUUGUCGCGUAGAUCACUAGCUUAGCUCCAUUAAUUCAAGCGUGCUGUUUGCAACUGGACCGAUUGACAGCACGAAGUCCAUCAUAACCGAAUUUUUUGAAUUCAGGCGCUGCUAUAAUGGUCGACUUUCGGCAUUAUCAAAACCGAGCUCGAGAGAGGCACCGCCAGCAACGCGAGCGGGUUGGUAAUGCUUUUGGUUUUGCUAAUAGCCGUAAUCUCUUUUAUCCGGCCGACUCUGAAGAUGCUGCGGAAGAUUAAGGCUCCCGAUAAUUCACCCUCAAACCAUUUGAAUCAACACCGAUCAUGACCGGCGGGAGUUUUCGACCUUCUUCAUCUGUCUAUCGUCUAGUUUUUACUUACACCAUCCUCGACGUAGAGUCAUGUGCGGGAGGGGAACUCGGCAAGAAGGGUCCCCUGCUCAAUCUAACCUGGAGACAUAGCCAUUUUUACUCUGUUUUUUUUAUCAUCUAUAUACAUCGCUGUUGCUACACGAAUUGAAUUGUGAUUUUUAAUUUCUCUAAGAAAUAAGCGAGUUGGAACGCGAGGCGCUUUUUGCAGGUAGCGAUAGCACAACCUUUGGCGCAACUGCUGCUACGGGAGGUGAUUCCGUCACUGCUCGCAGAAAGUCCAAGGGCUUGGAAGAGGUCUAGGAAAAAACGGAUGUGUCUAUGACGAAGCUGUUGUCUAGAAGCUUUGUGGGAGUGAAUCUCCACCCGAGCAGCUGGUAACUUCCUGCUAUUGCGCCUCUACGGUGGCCAUUUUAAUGAACAAUUCCUACUGUUCCGUUCAAUCAUAGUUCAUAGCUAAUGCAUACUGCCUAAAUGACAUGAGAUAACGACAUGAAUCCCAUAUGAUACAGCAACGUCGUUGGUACGAAGGUUUUGCGUCAUGACAUACUCACACACAAAUUUAACAUUUUUCUAGUCCUACAUGCAGCGCCAACCCCGACAUCAAGUUAUCGCUUUACAUUCUUAGGUAGAACCAUCUAUGAUACAGGUGUAAUUUAAAAUGCUAGUUCAAAGAAAUCAUGUUUAUUUCCCACAUUCAGCACAUCCCCCUGGAAGUCACUCAUUUGUAACCAUGUUCAUCAUUCAUGUUAUUCAUUCUGCGGGAAAGCAGUACACUGCAUGCUCAUAGAAUUGAUUUUACACCAUCGAAUUCGAUUGUAUAUUAACAAGACUGCUUCUACAUUCUCGGUGAUGACUCCGUAGUAAACUUUUGCUUUUGAUUUAUUCUUAUAAGUGCUAGAAGAUAGCAGGAAGCUUCAGGAUACUGGUUGAUACUUAUCCUUUUCUCUUUUCUAUCUUCCUCUGGUCUUUCUUUUUUCUAGUUAGGUCGGCUCCACCACAGCUUAUAUGUGCUAGAAUAUAUGGAGUAAUUGAUCGGAUGGGGAGAUUGGUGCCAUCUUCUGUGUUGGUCGAUUUCUUGACUAUUGCAAUUCGAUACGUGCGACUCUUCUUGUGUCAAUUUAGGGCAUGAUUUUGUUUCGUGCGAUUCUGCAUUUACGGUGAUUACGAAGUCGGGUCGAGCCGACUCUCGAGCAAUAAAGUUGUAUAAGCGCCUUCGGCGGGAGAAAAUGCACAGGUUGGGUUGAAGACAGCAAUUUUGGUUUUAGGCAAUGAAUGUGCUUAAGGUCUUGGUGUAUGAGCCAGGGACUAUGGUGAAAAGGGGGUCUACGCCUCGUCUUUACUGCUGACCCUGAAAAAAACAAAAGAAGGAAAAUGGCCGAAUGGACUGCGGGA